GGGCCGGAGCGCGCUCCGCCGCUGCGGGAAGACUGCGGAGGCAGCGGCUACCGGCGCCGGCCCUCUCUCCACCUCCCUAGGGGGAGGCGCCCGGCGCUGCGCGGGGACCGGCCCGCGGAGAAGCCGCAGGGGAUUGGCUCGGCCGGGUGCGAGCCGAAGGUGCUGGGGGAAGCCAUCUGCGGCGCAGGCGAUUUCCCCUGCUGUGCGCCGUGGCGAAGGGGGGGCUCUUGCCCUUGCGGGUCGUUUCGAGUUUUAUUCAGUCUCUUUUUAUUGUUUUUCUUUCUUUUCGCUUUUCAUGGGAUCAUGGUCACGGCAGCGGGGCCGUGAUGUCUCCGGGAACGGCACCAGUGCUGCAAUGCUGCCCGCAGCAGCCCUAGAGAGGGGAGGCGUUUGAGCGGCGGCCGCACAUCCUCGUCGCGGCAGCGCCGCCGCCUUUCUCUCCGUGCCGUCUGCACCCCGUGCGCCCAGACCGGCGGGUGAAGGGCCUCGCCGCCCGCCCAGCGCUGCCCCCCCCUGCCCGCCACCAGCAAUUCCGCCCAUCAAGGCUGUAAAUUAGUAACAAUACCGAAACCCCACCGACCCAUAAAGGGGAGAGGGAGAGCAGAGCCGCGCACAACAUGGCUACUCUGCUGCGGAAAAUCGGGCUGAUUCGCCUGCACAACCGGGACACCGAGGACCCCAAGCACCACCACCACCGCAGCAGCAGCAGCCAACAGGGCUCCUCGUUCAGAGGCAGGGGCAACCAGAAGAACAGCAGCAACAAGCCGCAGCCGCAAGGCCCUCCCGGAGGCGGCGGCGGCGGCUGCAGCAGCAGCAGUGAGAGCAGUCCCGGGGGCCACAAGAACAAGAAGGCGCCGGAGCUCGCCAAGCAGCCCUCACAGCCGCGCUCAAGCAGCGGCAGGGAGAAGCCGCGGGAGGCGCCCAGGGAACCCGGCGCCGGUAAGGAGGCGGCGCAGCGGCCCGGGUGCGGAUCAGGGCCGGCUCCGCUGGUGCCGCUGCCGUCGGGGUCUGGGCCGCUGGCGCCCGCGGGCCGGCAGCAGCACUGCACGCAGGUGCGGACCCGGCGGCUGAUGAAGGAGCUGCAGGACAUCGCGCGGCUCAGCGACCGCUUCAUCUCGGUGGAGCUGGUGGACGAGAGCCUGUUCGACUGGAACGUGAAGCUGCACCAGGUGGACAAGGACUCGGUGCUGUGGCAGGACAUGAAGGAGACCAACACGGAGUACAUCCUGCUCAACCUCACCUUCCCCGACAACUUCCCCUUCUCGCCGCCCUUCAUGAGGGUGCUCAGCCCCCGCCUGGAGAACGGCUACGUUCUCGACGGUGGAGCCAUCUGCAUGGAGCUGCUUACCCCUCGCGGCUGGUCCAGCGCCUACACCGUAGAGGCAGUCAUGAGGCAGUUUGCAGCCAGCUUGGUCAAGGGGCAGGGCCGUAUCUGCAGAAAAGCUGGCAAGUCAAAAAAGUCAUUCAGUCGAAAGGAAGCAGAAGCAACAUUUAAGAGUUUGGUGAAGACCCAUGAAAAGUAUGGGUGGGUCACCCCGCCCGUCUCUGAUGGCUGAUUGAUGUUAGCAACCUGCACUUGACAGAAAUGCUGAACAGAAGUACUGUGACAUCUCCUCAGUGCUGUACACCGCCCAUCCUUUUCUACUUCAGCUUCAGUUGCAUACCAUGAAUGUCAAGAAGACAUCUAAGUUAUUUAUGAACAGAUGUGUUUACAGAGGGAGAUUAAAAAAGAAAAGAAAGGAAAAAAAAACAACCCAAGCUGUGUAGGAUUCCAUUUCAAUACUGGAGAAUGGUCAUCAUUGAAGUCACUUGAGUGGAUGCUGAGAUUACGUCAUUUGCCCCCCAUACAGCCCACAUUGUCUUCAGCUUCUUUCCAUGACAGCAGCACCACACAGCAGUGCUGGAAAGUCUAUCCGUUCCUGCUCAGUUCAUUUAAAUGUAAAUGAAACAGUUAAUAUUUAAUAGGGAAGCAGUGCAUUGCAGGUACAUGUUUGCUGUGCUGUUUUAUCUUUGUCUCCUAGCAGGUCAACAUAACUCGAAGAUUUGUCUUUAUGUGGAACUGUGGUCUGCUGUGACUAAAUUUAGACCUCAUUUGUGCUCUAUAUAUGACCUUAAUUCAUAAGUGAAACCAGAAUUAAAAUGCUGAAAAAGGUCCUAGUGUUGAAAACUUCAGUGGAAUUACCCAAUCAGUUGCAAUGUGCUAUCUAUGCUGAUAUUGUGAUGUGCUGUUCAGAAAUAAACCAGUGCAGUUAGCUGAAGGUUAGGUGUUCUUUUUGAAAGCAUCCACACCAGGGCUCGGAGUGUUUGAUGGGAGCAGAACCACAACCCUGCCAGUACUUUCUGCAGUAACCUGUGGCCUGUCAGUUCUCCAAAAUGGCAAAACAAACACAGUGGAAGUGGACAAAGCAAUAUUCAAACAUUAUCUGCUUAAUUUUCAAAUGAUAUGCCAGUAACAAAAGUAAGGUGGUUUGGUUUUUUCUUUUCAAGGCGAAUGGAACUUGGUUUGUAAGAGGAUUUGCAUGACUGGAAUUUCCAUUUUUAUUUUCACUCAGUAGGCAUUGUAUGUACUUAGAGCCCAGUAUCUGAGAAAAACCCACUGAUGUAUAUAAAUGUCCUAUUAUUUAAUCAUUAAGAUUUAAGUUUUCUGGUAAUCAAAUUGAAGAAAACAAACAAACAAACAAAACUUUUUAAAGGGACUCCAUAAAUGCUGGAGGUAAUGUUUAGAGUGGUAUAAGAAGAUGUGGAUUCUGAAUGGAAAAUCGUAUUGGACACAUGCUGAAUAAAAUCACAAGUAUCAUUUC
Pogoniulus pusillus (Red-fronted tinkerbird) is the source of this 2801-nucleotide messenger RNA. It is a transcript of the gene UBE2QL1, whose product is annotated as ubiquitin conjugating enzyme E2 QL1. The transcript is spliced from 2 exons. Lineage: Eukaryota; Metazoa; Chordata; Aves; Piciformes; Lybiidae. Bases 618 to 1556 code for a protein of 312 amino acids. The record is from RefSeq and is a predicted model, not a curated record.